UCCUCCCAUUAUUCUAUGGGCAGUCGAGCUUUUUCCCAUGACAGUAUUUUUAUACCUGAUGGGAGAACAGAGAGUGAACAGGCCAUCCAAGCAAUGUCACAGGAGAACGUUUUAGGAAAAGUCAAAACCCUUCAGCAACAGUUGGCCAAGAAUAUAAAAUUUGGGCAGCCUCCACAAAUGACAAUUUCUGUGAGGACAAUGGGGGAGGCAAACACUAGUAUAGAAGAGGAUGUGUUGCUCAGUAGCCCCAUGGAGACUGAGACUCAGCAAGACACAGUGAUCUCAGACAGUGGUAAUAAAUCCAAUGACACUCCGGAUUUGUUGAGAACAAUGAAUUUGCCUGGAACAGGACAUGAAGUGGAAGAAAAGGUCACUCCAGUCAAAUCAUCUCGGCCAAAAAGACAAUUUUCCUGUUCUGGCACAAUUGAAACAAUCAAUCUGGAUGCAGUUCCCCAGGCUGUUGCUCGUCUAGACAACAGUGCAGCUAAACACAAGCUGUCGGUGAAGCCAAAAAAGCAGAGGAUGUCAAGAAAGCACAAGAGAUUAACAAAGGGAUCACAAAGUUUAACAAUAACAGAAUUUGAGCCAGAGGACCUAGAAACUGAGCUGUAUGGAGACAGAUACCCAGGUUAUAAUGGACACAUCAUAGCAGACAAGCUAAUCCAGAACAGAGAUGAGCAGAAGCGGCUUCAGCUGGCAGAGGAGAAAAGAAUUGAAGAUCACUGGGGGAUCUUUGAGGCCGAAAGGAUAAGGCAGAUUGUAGAAAUGGAAGAACAAAGAGAAAUGGAAGAACAAAGGUGCCAAGAACUUGAGCAGAUGCAGAAAGAGCAGGAGAGAAGGCGUUGUGAAGAAGAGAGGAGGCAGUAUCUCCUUGAAGGAGAGACAUCUUUGAAAAUAGAAGAGCAAACAUGCCAUAAAGAGGAGAGCAAACUGCUGGAGGCUGAAAAGAGGCAAGAGCUGGAGGAGCAGAGGUGCCAGGAACUGGAGAAGCAGAGGCAGAAGGAGUUGGAGGAGCAACAGGGACAAGAGCUGGAGGAGCAGAAGCGUCAGGAAGAAGAGGAGCAACGGGGACAAGAGCUGGAGGAGCAGAAGCACCAGCAAUGGGAAGAGCAACAGAGACGAGAGCUGGAGGAGCAAAAGCUCCAGGAAUGGCAGGAGCAACAGAGACGAGAGCUGGAGGAGCAAAAGCGCCAGGAACAGGAGGAGCAACAGAGACAAGAGCUGGAGGAGCAGAAGCACCGGGAACGGGAAGAGCAGAGAUGUCAGGAACUGGAGGAGCAGAAGCAUCAGGAAUGGGAAGAGCAGAGGCACGAGGAGCUGGAGGAGAAACAGAGACGAGAGCUGGAGGAGCAGAAGAGGCUAGAGAUGGAAGAAUUAAGGCAACAUGAGAUUGAAAAACAGUGUCAAAAGGAAGAAGAAGGAAAUUGGCUGGAGGAACAAAAAGAACUCAAGGAACAAAAUAAAGAAGAAAAACAGAGACGAGAGCUAGAAGAGAAAGAGCUUCAAGAAGCUGAAAUAAAACUGAAGCAGGAGAAAGAAGCUGAGCGCCUCAAACAACAGAAGAAACAGGAGGAACAAAGGCAGCAUUUGAAGGAGAAAGGAGAAAAGAUGGAGAAGGAACAACCCCAGCAAGUAGCAGAUAAGAAAAAGAAAAGGGAAGAGCAGAGAAAACACAAGCUCACAAAACAAAUGCACAUGGAGAGUGCAGACGGUGUGCAACAAGAUGAACUGAAGCAGCAAAAGGAACAAAAUGAACAAGAAUUGAACAAGCUGGAAGAGCAAAAGGUAGACACAGAAGGACAAAAUCUUCAGCAAAACCAACAAGAAAAAUCCUUGGAACAGCAACAGGACAAGGAUCAGCUGUGUUCUGGAGGGCCUGAUAGGCAUCUGGUAGAGGAGAAGCUCCAAGAAGGAUCAAGGUCCCAAAAACUCAAACAGCCAGAAAAAGGGAAUAAAGCAGCAGAAGAAGUCCUAGCCCAGAAACUGAAGAGAGAAGCUGAGGCUCAGGAACAAAAGCGAAUAGGGGAAGAACUUCGGUGGCAGGAGGUAGAUGAAAGACAAACUGCAUCCAGACCCUUCACAUUUCAAGUGUCUUCUGGAGAUAAACAAAUCAUAUUUCAGAAAGUAAAUCUGAGUCCAGUCAUGCCCGUUAAAGGAGCAGGACUCUCUUCUCCAUCCAUCAAAGACUGCAGGAUGCACACUGCCAGCAAGGGCUCUCAUACACUCCCAUCAUCUGUAUGUGUACCCCAUACAGCUAUUUUGGUUACUGGAGCACAGCUGUGUGGCACAGCAGUGAACUUGAACCAGAUAAAGGACACGGCUUGUAAAUCAUUACUUGGCUUAACAGAAGAGAGAAAAAAUGUGGAUAUUCCUUCACCAGAGAAGGCCCAGAAAAAAACCCAGGAUCCCAAACCCAGCAGCAGUAAAAUGAAAUACGCACAAGAGACAUCGAACAACCAGGCCGUACUAGCUGAGUGGGCCUCUAUCCGCUCCAGAAUCCUAAAGAACGCAGAAAACAGCAAAUAUAACGAGAGAGACCGAGUAAGUGUCUGCAGACACAGUGACGACUGGACACCCCGAGGACGGGGUGCUCCCCAUGGCAACUUGAGGAAAACCCUCUCUGCAAAUGCAAAGUUCUCGAUAACACCAGCAUGGCAGAAAUUUUCAGAAGCUUCAAAAACCAAUUCAGACACUGAGAAUAUAAGUGCGGCAAAAGGCAAUGAACCAGUGGCUGUGGGAAGAAUCACUGGCUCAUCCGCUGUUUCGAAGGAGGAUGUGGCUUCCACUUUUAAGGAUAACUUAGCUGAAAAGGCUAAGGAGAAAAUGGAAACCCAUAGUGAAAUGACAGACAACACAGAAGGCUGUAAAUUUGCAAAAGAUCUUCCAUCUUUCCUUGUUCCAAGUUUUCCUCAUUCUCCGGGUAAAGAAUUACCCCAGGCAGAACUUCCUGGUGCUCUGGAAAAUCAGCAGAAUAACAGCACAAAAAAAGCAGAUAAACCAGCACCAAACGGAGAAGAAAAUGUUUCUCCUUUUGGGAUAAAGUUACGAAGGACAAACUACUCUUUACGUUUCCAUUACGAUCAACAGGCAGAGCAAAGGAAAAAGAAGAGAUACAGUGCAGGAGAUAGUUUUGAUGGUGUGCCUGACCCACUAGUUACGACAGAAGGUGAGAAAGAAUCCGCUGGUUUUGCUCCACAAGAGAGUACCUCCCCUGGCAUGGGGAGAGUGAACAUCCCUGGUAAUGUAAAAGACUCUUCAGUUACUGUGGUGGAGAUUUCACAACCAGCGGGCACACCAGUGGUCCUACCAGCCACCGGCCAGAGUGCUUUACCCCCUCGUGAGAAACCAGCAUGCAAGUCACUGGUCCCACAGAAACCUGCUUUAGCUCCAAAGCCCACCAGCCAGACGCCACCGUCGUCUCCUCUCUCUAAAAUGAACAGAUCAAACCUAGCUGAUAUGCUAGGGCAAAGGUUGGUUAAAGCUGAAUCAGAUGGUGGCUGGAGAAAAGACGACAGAGCAAAUGCAGUGCACCCCACACCAUCCAAUGAGUACAAAAAUGAAGAGGAAGAAAUCAGAGAAAAGAAGUCAUUUUUCCCAUCGAUAAGUAUUCCAUGGAGAGAAAAAAAUGACAAAAAGCCUGAGCCACUGAAGAAAGAAAAGCCACUCCUCCAGAGCAGGCACUCUUUAGAUGGCUCUAAAUUGAUGGAAAAAGUUGAAACUUCACAACCACUUUGGAUUACAUUAGCGCUGCAAAAGCAAAAGGGAUUUCGUGAGCAGCAAGCUACGAGGGAAGAGAGGAGACAAGCCAGAGAGGCAAAGCAAGCAGAGAAGCUCGCUAAAGAAAAUGCUGCUGUAAGUAAUCAGUCAGAUAACAAAAGUGGCAGCAGCAAAACAAGCACACUGCAGAAAUCUACAACUCAAGAAGAGGAGAAGAAAAUUGAGACUGCUGUGUCAAGACUAGAAAGAAGGGAGCAGCUAAAAAAGUCGAACACCCUUCCAACUUCUGUGACAGUGGAAAUUUCAGAUUCUGUUCCGUCAGCCCCCCUGGCAAAGGAGGUGGCCAAGAGACUCUCUACGCCUGAUGCUAACCCUGUGUCAACAGAACCAGCCUGGCUUGCGUUAGCCAAGAGGAAAGCAAAAGCCUGGAGUGACUGUCCACAGAUCAUAAAGUAAACUGUAAAAUUACAUCUCUAUUGCUGACUAUUAAUUGCUUUCUUUUUAUUUAUUCAGCUUUUUACACGUGACAAAACUGAAAAUGCAUGUAUUGAAGGACUGAAAACUGAACUGAUUACCAUUUUGCUCUAGCUCACUGUAAAGUCAUAUAUUCCAUUGCUUUGACAAAUAGCUAAAUGAGGUCAC
Messenger RNA from Gymnogyps californianus (California condor), 4359 nucleotides. RefSeq names its product capping protein inhibiting regulator of actin dynamics (gene CRACD). Bases 16 to 4173 code for a protein of 1385 amino acids. NCBI's taxonomy places the organism in Eukaryota, Metazoa, Chordata, Aves, Accipitriformes, Cathartidae. Gene Ontology annotation, biological process: negative regulation of barbed-end actin filament capping; maintenance of gastrointestinal epithelium. The transcript has 8 exons. The record is from RefSeq and is a predicted model, not a curated record.